Messenger RNA from Blepharisma stoltei, 225 nucleotides. The record is from the annotation of a GenBank genome assembly. Lineage: Eukaryota; Ciliophora; Heterotrichea; Heterotrichida; Blepharismidae.
AUGAUUCAGGGUCCUGAGUCGAGUAGGAUCAUACUCAAACUUGGGGAAGAUAGCGGACUGUACCUUUUCAGUUCAGAAAAUCCUAUAUCCCAGUAUAUUAUCCUAAGUACGAGAAACACCUCUCCAAAUACACUUAGGAUGCGGACCUGCAUAUCUACUGGCGCGGGUAAAUUUGUAUCAGAUGGCCAGGUGAUCUUGUUUGCAAAUUGAUUAUAUCCUAUUUAG